UACUUCCUGUCUCAUCAACAGCCCACAAAAAGGAAACCAGACCCACCAGAGUUCAUUUUGACAAUCGGUAACACAAUGAUAGGCUAAUCAGCUGUCGCAUCGGUGGCACGCGAUUCUGCAAUUGAGGUGAAACACUGGAGCUUGAAUGAACCGGGAUUACAAAACUGCUUCUCCAUGUCUGCACCGACUCCCUCCAGUCCCACUGCGCCAGUUGUAGUCCAGUUUAAGAUGGGCCUGUUCAGGGAGGUGGUUCGAGUCCCAGCUGGCAACCUGAGCUACCGUCAUGCCCAGAGGCUGGCAGCUGAGGUCAUAGAGCGCAAGGCUCCAGACUGCAGCGUGGUGGGUGUCGGGGAGAAGAUUCUGUUAUUCCGGCAUCAGCCCACAUCUGAGCAUCUGCUGCAGCGGCUGACAGACUGCGACGAGCUGAAGGAUGGAGACCUCAUUGAGGUCAUCAUCGCAGGAUCAGCCUCCGUGAAUGAGAUGAGAUUCUGUCCACACUCGCUGGGAGUCCAGUCGUACCGGACCCCCACUUUCUGUCACCACUGUGGAGAAAUGCUGUGGGGCCUCGUUCGACAGGGGUUGAAGUGUGAUGGUUGUGGGUUAGACUUCCAUAAACGUUGUGCUUUCCAUUUGCCCAAUAACUGCAGUCGAGCACGCCGUCAGGUCAGCACCAGCCUCUCCCUGUUUCCACCACGACGACCCCCCACACACUCGCUGUCCAAUCAGGCAUCAGGCAGUCUGGAAGAGAUCAGCAUGUCCAAGCCUACAUCCAGGCCUCCAUCGUGGGCCGAGCCUCCCGUCUGGCUGGGAGUCGGCUACGGUGCCAGCAGCAGGGCUCAGGUCCCUCACACCUUCCAGAUCCACAGCUACACCAAACCCACCAUCUGCCAGUACUGCCACCGGCUGCUCAAAGGGCUCUUCAGACAGGGGCUGCAGUGCUCAGACUGCAGGUUCAACUGUCAUCAGCGCUGUGAGCCUUUAGUCCCCAGAGACUGUCCGGGAGAGAGGAGAGGCGUCAACGGGGAAGAAUCCUCAGCAGCUGGUAGCGCCUGCCCACCAGACCAAGAGGACACUGAAUCAGUGGACACUAUGAUACUAGAUAUCUCUGACGAUGAGAUGUCCUCUGAUGGUGACUCACUGGCCGAAACCGAGGAAGCCGAGCAACUGCGAGAGCCGAUGAGUCCAUGUUUCAGCAGCAACAUCCCCCUGAUGAGGCUCGUCCAGUCGGUGCAUCACACUAAGAGGAGGGCUGGAGGCGUCCUGAGGGAGGGAUGGCUGCUGCACCACACCGACACAGACACACUGAGGAAACGUCAUUACUGGAUCUUGGACUGGAAGAGCAUCACUCUGUACCAGAACGACAGCAGCACCAAGUACUACAAGACCAAAGAACUACAGACUCUUCACAACCUGCUCAAACUCUUGGUACAGGACCUCACCACACGGGUCAAGAAGGAGAUCCCUCUGUCCGAGGUGUUGCGGGUCCGAGGUCCCACCCGGCUCUUGGUGCCCUCGUUGCCCGGCGGCGGCGCUCAUUCGUUGGAGCUGGUGACGGGUUCGCUGGUUUACUGUGUGGAGGCCGGCGAGGACGGAGCAGCCUGGGAGAGCGCCAUCCGCCAGGCCCUGAUGCCCGUCCAGAGCAGCAGAGGACACGGCGAAGGGAACAAAGAUAAAGACCGACACAGAGACAGCAUGGACAUCGGCUCGGUCUAUCAGAUCUUUACAGACGACGUGUUGGGUUCAGGACAGUUUGGAGUCGUGUACAGAGGUACUCACAGAAAGUCGGGUCGACCAGUCGCCAUCAAAGUCAUCGACAAGACACGUUUCCCCACCAAACAAGAGAGACAGCUGAGGAAUGAAGGGGCCAUCCUGCAGAGUCUGUCCCACCUCGGUGUGGUUCUGCUGGAGGGGAUGUUCGAGACAGUCGAGCACGUUUUUGUCGUCAUGGAGAAGCUCCACGGAGACAUGCUGGAGAUGAUUCUGUCCAGUGAGAAAGGUCGGCUCCCUGAACGCAUCACUCGCUUCCUGGUCAUGCAGAUUCUUGAGGCUUUGCGGUAUCUGCACUUGAAACAUAUCGCCCACUGUGACCUGAAACCUGAGAAUGUACUGCUGGCCUCUGCAGAGCCCUUUCCUCAGGUGAAGCUGUGCGACUUCGGCUUCGCCCGCAUCAUCGGCGAGAAGUCGUUCCGUCGCUCGGUGGUGGGGACUCCGGCCUACCUGGCGCCGGAGGUGAUCAGCAGCAGCGGCUACAAUCGCUCUCUGGACAUGUGGUCCGUGGGCGUCAUCAUGUACGUCAGCCUGAGCGGCACGUUUCCCUUCAACGAGGACGAGGACAUCCGGCAGCAGAUCACCAACGCUGCUUUCAUGUACCCACGGCAACCCUGGGCCUCCAUCUCUCUGGAAGCUGUGAGCCUCAUUAGUAACCUGCUGCAGGUGUCGGUGAGACGGAGGUUCACUGUGGGCAAAGCACUGGGACACACCUGGCUGCAGGACUUCCAGCUCUGGUGUGACCUGAGGGAGUUUGAGCUGAGGAUGGGCUGCAGGUAUCUGACGCACCGAGGAGACGAGGAUCACUGGUUACGCUACGCUCAGGAGAGGGGGAUGGACUUCCCCUCACACCUCUGCUGGGACCCUGACAACGAACUGGACAUGUGACCUCAGUGGCUUCAAGGUAGGACACUUCAUGGUCUAUAUGUCAGAGUAGGGCAUCAGUCAUCCAGGUCUACUCAACCCCUUGGGAUUUCUAGUCCACACAGUGUAGAUAAAACAUUUCAUUCUAAAAACCAGCAAACUAAGUUUCACAAUGUGCCCAUUAACCCUUAAAAAUGUUAUUACUACUUGUAUAUUUGUGAAAAAACAACACAAACAACUGUUUUUUAAUAAUAUAAUUUUCCUUUUUUAUUCCAAGUUGAGGCGUUUAAAAUUUUACUGUUUGAAAAUGAGUUUUUGUGGCAUCAAUGAUGAUGGACAGAAUGAGUUGAGGAUGAGGGGAGGAGGAGAACGAAGCACAGAUCAUGCACAGGGAAGAGUCGACUCGCACUGAUUAUCACGGCUGACCUGUCAUUUUAAAAUGGGACCAAAACCCUAUGUGCUUCCUCCCUGACAUUAGGCCUCCUGUGGUCCCACGUACAGUAUCGAUUCUUAUUUUUGUCCACAACUUUCUUGAUGCCCUGUUGUCUCUCACUGGUCGACACCUCUCUCUGUCCACAUCUCUUGUCCUUGUUAUUUUAAAUUUGGCUGAAACAUGUCCCAAAGCUAAAAGGAGUUUGGACAGAGAGGAGAGGUGCGUGGGAUCGUUCUCCCUGGUUAGUCUUUCUGGUUUCAUUCUUGAGUCACCAUCCAGCCAUUGCCGUCUUUGUAUUUACCCACAGUGCUUUGCUCCCUCUGUCUGCAUUUUAAUAUUCAGUGCUCUCAUUCAUCCUCCAUUAGUUCCUGAGUUUCUUAAGGCUUUAAGAUCUCCAGGUUAAAUGUAAUCGUUGCCAACAUUCAGGUUUCACAGUGAGAAUUUUCAGUAUUAUGCUGCCUUUGUAAUAUAACAGCACCUGACCUGCUUCGCUCCUCGGCUGCAUGAACCAUUAACAGGCUCUGUUUGCAUUUUUUUAUGAUUAAGGAAGAGUCAGAGACUCUGACAGUGUUUCUAAACUUCAACAUAGCAUGCAUCUGCACAAAUACACAACCAAGCCAACUGACCAACCAGCUUUUUUAUCAUGUUUUCUUCUUUAAUUACCCUUCUACAAAAAGAGUUGUUAGGUAGAGAGGGGAAGAGCAGGAAGCUUUGCUCAAAACUACUACUACCACUUUUUCUCUCUCAUUAACACCUCCUAAAGCCAGGUAUGUUAUAUGUAUGCUGCUUACAUAAGUUCAGUGCAAUACCUGUUUUUUAAGGCACCCUAACAGAUGUGAGAGAGUAGCUGGCCGGUCCAAACAUAAUCUCAAAGAUUUGAGCAAAGUCUACAGCUCUCACCCUCUCUGAGCAGUGUUCCUGGGCAUGAAAGGAGGGAUGGGAGGAGGAGAGAGAAGGGGAAGAAAGUUAAGAUUUGAGAGAGGAAAAAUGAUAAGAA
Messenger RNA from Amphiprion ocellaris (clown anemonefish), 4061 nucleotides. RefSeq names its product protein kinase D4 (gene prkd4). Gene Ontology annotation, biological process: protein phosphorylation. Gene Ontology annotation, molecular function: protein serine/threonine kinase activity; ATP binding. The transcript has 20 exons. Lineage: Eukaryota; Metazoa; Chordata; Actinopteri; Pomacentridae. The coding region runs from base 175 to 2655 and encodes 826 amino acids. The record is from RefSeq and is a predicted model, not a curated record.